AACUCCCAGUUCAAAUAUCCACAACUUCUCUUACUCUUUUUCUCCCUCCCAAGUCCCAACUUACACACACAACACAUACUGAAAUUCCCCUGCUGCAAGCCUGCAACACACUCUCUGCUGCCCGGAGUUUCAAUGGCGGUGGCAGAGUUAACCCCUUCUUCUUCAUCAUAUACGAAAACUGCCCUUCAUUAUUCAUCACAAUUCUCAUACGUAUCAGCCCGCGUUUCCAGCCGCCGUCGUGUUUACCUGAAACCCCAGAUAUCAAGAAUCAGCUGCUCUGUGACUUCCAAUGAAGUUCAAGCCCCGGUAGCAGCGAAAACAGUGGAACUCAAGAAGAAACCCGAUUGUUUUGGGGUCUUCUGUCUCACUUAUGAUCUCAAAGCUGAAGACGAAACAAAAUCCUGGAAGAAAUUGAUUAACAUUGCUGUCUCAGGUGCUGCAGGGAUGAUAUCCAAUCAUCUUCUCUUCAAACUUGCUUCUGGCGAAGUUUUCGGACCAGAUCAACCUAUUGCAUUAAAAUUAUUGGGAUCUGAACGGUCAUUCCAAGCACUUGAAGGAGUUGCAAUGGAACUCGAGGACUCACUGUUUCCUUUAUUGAGGGAAGUGAGUAUCGGCAUCGAUCCUUACGAAGUGUUCCAAGAUGCAGAAUGGGCGCUCUUGAUUGGAGCAAAGCCCCGUGGCCCUGGAAUGGAGAGGGCUGACUUACUUGACAUAAAUGGGCAGAUAUUUGCAGAACAGGGAAAAGCACUCAAUGCUGUCGCGUCGCGCAAUGUGAAAGUGAUGGUCGUCGGCAACCCUUGCAAUACCAAUGCAUUGAUCUGUUUGAAAAAUGCUCCAGAUAUUCCCGCAAAAAAUUUUCAUGCUUUGACUAGGUUAGAUGAAAAUAGAGCAAAAUGUCAGCUGGCCCUGAAGGCAGGAGUCUUUUACGACCAAGUAUCGAACGUGACCAUCUGGGGAAACCACUCGACAACUCAGGUUCCCGACUUCUUAAAUGCUAAAAUCAACGGCUUACCCGUCAAAGAAGUUAUCAAAGAUACUAAGUGGUUAGAAGAAGAGUUCACAGAAAAGGUCCAGAAGAGAGGCGGCGUCCUUAUUCAGAAAUGGGGAAGGUCAUCGGCAGCAUCAACUGCAGUCUCGAUUGUCGAUGCAAUAAGGUCUCUUGUAACUCCUACACCUGAGGGAGAUUGGUUUUCGUCAGGAGUGUACACUGCUGGAAAUCCUUAUGGUAUAGCAGACGGUAUUGUCUUCAGUAUGCCAUGCAGAUCUAAAGGGGACGGUGAUUAUGAACUUGUCAAGGAUGUGAUAUUUGAUGACUACCUUUGGAGUCGAAUCAAGAAGACGGAAGCAGAGCUGCUUGCUGAGAAGAAAUGUGUAGCCCAUCUUACAGGAGAGGGUAUUGCUGUGUGUGAUCUUCCUGGAGAUACAAUGCUUCCAGGAGAAAUGUAAAGCAACUCCCAUCAGUGUAUACAAUAAUGGGGGCAAUUGGAGCUUCCAUGCCACAAAUUUUCAACUCGUUUCAUCCAUGCGUCUUUCUUGUAUAAUGUAAUGUAACAUUAAGUGUCACUGGCUUCAUAAGUAUAUUACAUUAUGAUGUUGUGAUGGUAGUAGUAUGCAUUCCGAGGGGAUCAUGCUAGCAUCAUCGUGUCUAUUAACUUGUUAACUCUAGGUGAAUGAAUGAAAAACAUUUUUACGUUCUUAGAAUUAA
Molecule: messenger RNA, 1705 nt
Organism: Sesamum indicum (sesame)
Lineage: Eukaryota; Viridiplantae; Streptophyta; Magnoliopsida; Lamiales; Pedaliaceae
Product: lactate/malate dehydrogenase family protein
Biological process (GO): malate metabolic process
Molecular function (GO): L-malate dehydrogenase (NADP+) activity
Source: RefSeq, a predicted model, not a curated record